GCUCUGCUGCAGUUUCUUCUUUUCACAAGACUCUUCAACACUGACCAAGGAUCAGCCCGACGUGAGGUCAGCUCCCCUAUAUCCUUCAUUCUCGACAGGAACAUCCACUAUAAAACAUCAUAAAAAUGGCUGAACAACGAUCAAAGGCUUGGCCUCUUGCGGAUGAGGCACUCACCAACUCCAUCCUGGACUUGGUUCAGCAGGCUGGACAGUAUAAGCAGCUUAAAAAAGGUGCAAACGAAGCUACGAAAACUCUCAACCGUGGUGUAGCGGAAUUUAUCGUGCUGACCGCUGAU
Serpula lacrymans var. lacrymans S7.9 is the source of this 296-nucleotide messenger RNA. RefSeq lists its product as uncharacterized. The record is from RefSeq and is a predicted model, not a curated record. Gene Ontology annotation, molecular function: RNA binding. The transcript is spliced from 3 exons. Lineage: Eukaryota; Fungi; Basidiomycota; Agaricomycetes; Boletales; Serpulaceae. Gene Ontology annotation, cellular component: nucleolus. The annotation marks the transcript as partial.